AUGGUUGCCGCCGGAUCUAUCACCGUUGCGGUUCGAGUCCGCCCGCCCAACGCCUGGGAGGCAGCCCGUCUACCAGAGCCAGUCUACGACCAGUCCAUUCGAGGAGAUGGAACUCUUUCUGCCCCUGGCCCGUCCAAGCACUCUUCCGCUCUCAGAGAUAUUGUUCAAAUUGUCGAUGAUCGGAUCCUUUGCUUCGAUCCCCGCGACCCUGAUGCUUCCAGGUCAUUCUGCGAACGUGGCUUCCUGCCUCCCGGAACGAAGCGAUACAAAGAUAAACGUUUCAUGUUCGACAAAGUCUUCAACAACGAAGCCUCACAGACGGACGUUUACGAAGCAACAGCUAAACCUCUCCUAACUCCCUUACUGAACGGCUUCAACGCCACCAUCUUCGCUUACGGAGCGACCGGCUGCGGGAAAACGCACACUAUUAGUGGAACCGAAGCAGACCCGGGGAUCAUAUAUUUGACAAUGGCCGACCUGUUCCAACGCAUCGAAGACCGUAGGGACGACUACAAUGUGGAGGUCAUCGUUACCUUUCUCGAGAUUUACAACGAAGAGAUCCGGGAUCUCCUUGCCGACAACUCCGAUCGACCUGCUCCUCGAGGCGGCCUUCAAAUCCGCGAGGAUAAGACUGUCAAAGUAGCGGGUUUAGUCGAGCUCAAACCCAGGACAGCCGAAGAAGUCAAGGAGAUAGUUCUGCAAGGGAAUCUCCGCAGAACCCAGAGUCCCACUCAUGCCAACGAAACAUCUUCACGAUCCCAUGCCGUGCUUCAGAUUCACGUCACACAAUGGCCCAGGACAGCAGCCUUGACAGAGGAACGUACAAUGGGUACCUUGUCAAUUAUUGAUCUUGCAGGAAGUGAACGCGCUGCAGCAACAACCAACAUGGGUCAGCGCAUGGUAGAGGGUGCUAACAUCAACAAGUCCUUACUGGCGUUGGGCAACUGCAUCAACGCGUUAUGUGAAAGCGGAGGUGCCACCCGUCACGUACCGUACCGCAACUCCAAGCUUACGCGACUGCUCAAAUUCUCCUUGGGGGGAAAUUGCAAAACCGUGAUGAUAGUAUGCGUCGCUCCAACAUCCAACCAUUUCGACGACACACAUAACACGCUGCUCUACGCCGACCGCGCAACGAAGAUCAAGACCAAGGUCGUCACACGUAAUGUCGUUAACGUCGACCGACACGUUGGUCAAUACGUGGAGGCGAUCAAUAGGCUGAACAUAGAAGUGGCUGAACUUAAGGCGAGGCUUGCUGGAAAACGCGAUGCGGAGGCAGAAGUUGCGAGGAGGAGGUCCGUGGAGGCGAAGGCAGAAGUCGAGCGCGCAAAGGCCGACAUAAUGAACAAAGCGAAUCAAACACGGACCUCAAUCGUUGACGGGGCUGGUUGUUCUGGACGGCUCGCAGCGGCGUCUAUCCGGUUGGAAGUCACUCGUUCGAGGCUGGCUCAGCUUGAUGCCAUGGGCCCCGGGCCCCUUGCGGCGGAUCUGGAGCUUGAGCGAGAACUGCUGCGCGGACUCGCCGGUCCGGAGGAGGAGAUGCUCAAGCCUGGUUCAGCGCUGAACGUACGAUUGCAGCGAUCGACGAACUCCGGAAAUCUAUUCGAUGCUAUGCUUAAGGCCGUCACGGAGCGCAAGUCAGAUAAGCUUGACGAAGCGAGCGUGGAGAAUGUGAAGUUAGACGCCCGGUGGCGCAAAUCCGAGCUGGAGCGGAUCAAGGCGGACGCGGAACGCGACGCGCUUCGAGACGCGCUUAUCGGUCAGGCGCAAAUGGUGGUCAAUCUUGUCGGGAUGAUGGGAAGGUGUACGGUCAUGUUGGGAGAGGCAAGUCGCGCAUUAGGGUUGGCUGCCGCAAACAACGUGGACGAUCUGGGUGCUACCCUGAAGUCCCUUGGAGCGAAGCUUGGCGUUGUAGCGGAGAGUAACGACGAGGCGUUCAAGCACCUGGUUGGGGUGUCUUCCGCGGCAUACGCUGCUAACGCGGCUGGUAGCAUCGAUAGCUUCCAUGGUCAUGCAACCACGCUCUCUCGACCGACGCCGGGUAUCUCUGCCCCUUCCUCGCUGAAGCCCAAAGGCACAAGGCGUUCGUCCCAGGGUUUAGCAGUCGGCUCUCCCGCGCGGAAGUUGCACAGAAGCUCGCCACGGAAGGGCCGGGCAAGUUUGACCGGCGCUCAUGCACCUCACUCGCGGCGGGUGUCGUCCUCCGAGGUGAAGAAGAAGAGUGUCCAGUGGAAGGACGAAGCUGGUCAGGGUAGUUUGGACGAUGGAGGUGGUAAUCCCUUUCAGAUCAGCACCAUUCCGGACGUUUCUGUGAUCGCCUCCAGUCCACUUCCUGACGACUCUGGAACUGGUUUACGUCGGCCUGCAUCAGUCGCUGGUUCUGAAAGUGAAUGGGAGGACGAGAGGACCGAUGACAGUGUUCAUGCGAGCUUCAGUGGCUUUAGUAGCCGUCAGGAUUCGCUCUCUGGGUCAACAUUACCACUCCCCAGUGCGAGUCACCAGAGGACAAGUCGCCUUGGCUCCGCGUACCUUAAAUCACGGGGAUCGACGUUAAGCAGUCUAGCCGAAGUCGAGGGAGAAAAUGGCACGCCCAUGCGCCCAUCGCCAUUAUCAGACCUCAGCCUGAACCGGAUGCGCGGGUCAGCAGAGAGCAGCAAUAGUUCUAGCAGCUCCGAAGGUCCUAGCACACUACAUGUCCCCAAAGGUCGGGAGAGGCACGCAAUCACGCCUGCCAAACGCGCUCCCGCGAUGCCAAGGGUGGUCGGAUCUGCUGCCAAGUCUGGCCGACGACGCUCAAACAUCGGUCCCCUCCGUCACGAGAAGCAGAGGAGACGUUCAAGCCAGAUUCCCCAGCUUUCUCCGAGGGCUAGCCUUGAAGGGAAUACCAGCCUGAGCGUCGACCUUGGUUCCGUUUCCACCAGCGGUGCCGCGAAGAGGGUCAUAAUCGAUGGCAUGCGGAGUCCGCCGAAGAGGGCGAAGAGGAUGAGUGUGCUCGGUGCGGCCUCCAAGGCGUUGAAACCGAGAACUGUUGGCAACUCGCCCAUGGCGGAUCCCAACCUCAGCCUCGGGCCUAAACCGACUUGGCGAUGAAGUUUGGUCGUCAUUUCUCGGAGAAUUAGGCGAUUUUCUGGGCAGGGUUCUGUUAGACCGGAUCUGCAAUCCUCAUCGGGAUGAAUUGGAAUAGGGCACCUCGUGAUGCUCCGCUUUGUGCACCACUGUUUUGUCAUACCUAAUCGUCUACCUUGUAGAACUAGUUGAUACCCCUAUGUGAACG
Molecule: messenger RNA, 3271 nt
Organism: Punctularia strigosozonata HHB-11173 SS5
Lineage: Eukaryota; Fungi; Basidiomycota; Agaricomycetes; Corticiales; Punctulariaceae
Product: kinesin-domain-containing protein
Exons: 4
Coding region: 1-3087 (1028 amino acids)
Biological process (GO): microtubule-based movement
Molecular function (GO): microtubule binding; ATP binding; microtubule motor activity
Source: RefSeq, a predicted model, not a curated record